Cornus florida is the source of this 1038-nucleotide messenger RNA. RefSeq names its product LRR receptor-like serine/threonine-protein kinase ERECTA. The transcript is spliced from 3 exons. The coding region runs from base 1 to 1038 and encodes 345 amino acids. The record is from RefSeq and is a predicted model, not a curated record. NCBI's taxonomy places the organism in Eukaryota, Viridiplantae, Streptophyta, Magnoliopsida, Cornales, Cornaceae. Gene Ontology annotation, molecular function: protein binding.
AUGAGCGGUUUCAUCACCCAAAGUCUCGGGCAACUUGCAUCGCUGGUUGCUUUGGACUUUUCUGAGAAUUCAUGGGAAGGUGCUAUCAUAACAGAAGCUCAUCUAGACAACCUCUCAAGUUUAAAGGAGGUAUCAAUCACUAAACAAUCCACAAAUAUUUCCAUGCUCUUUAACAUCAGUUCAGAUUGGCUUCCUCCUUUUAAACUAACAUACAUCUACAUCCGUUCAUGCCAAUUGGGCCCCAGAUUUCUAGCUUGGCUUAGAAAUCAAAAUGAGCUGAAAACUCUGGUACUUAACAAUGCCAGAAUUUCACACCCCUUUCCCGAUUGGUUUUGGAAGUUGGAUUUGCUGCUCGAUGAACUAUAUGUCGGUUCUAAUCAGUUAAGUGGCGAGAUCCCAAACUCAUUACAGUUCCACUGCCCAUCAAAUGUCAAUCUGAGUUGGAACUGCUUUGAGGGACCUCUCCCACUCUGGUCUUCUAAUGUAAGUUCAUUAUAUCUGAAUGAUAACCUCUUCUCUGGACCAAUUCCUCAGAAGAUUGGAGGAAUGCCUUAUUUGACAGACUUAGAUAUCUCUUGGAACUCUCUGAGUGGAAGUAUUCCCCUGUCCAUAGGUAAUCUCAACGCUUUGACAACCCUAGUCAUCUCAAAUAAUCGUUUAUCUGGAAAAAUUCCUGAGUUUUGGAAUAAUUUUUCAGUAUUGUACAUUGUAAAUAUGUCAAACAACAAUCUAUCUGGUAAAAUUCCCACAAGCAAUCAGUUCCAAACCUUCAAUGAUCCGUCAAUUUAUGAGGGUAACCUUGGCCUUUGUGGGCUUCCAUUAGCAACUAACUGCACUGACAACAAUAAGACGCCUCAUUUCCCUGGAGAGGAAGACACAGAUGAUGGAGACAAAUUCGAAAAGCAAUGGUUGUACCUUAGCAUAAACUCUCGCAAAGUUCUCAUCAGAUAUUGCAUUUUUUGCAUAGGAAAGUUUUUGGAGCUUAAGAAAGCUGUUGAAGAAAACCUGAAGAAAGAUGAAUGUUCUCUAAUAACAUAG